UCUGUUAAAAACAUCUUCAUGCGAUUUACCCCGCAGUUCUACGUAUCCUAUAAAAACAUCUUGAAUUUCACUAUUUAAAAACCCCUGUUUUUUCUUCCGCCGAACCUGAACGAGUUCUUGUUCUUGGCGUUCGAAAUUGCAAGAAGAAGGGGAUUCGGAGUACAAUCUACGGGAAGAGCAAUGCAAGGAAGGAGCUAGUUGAGAGCGAAGGAGAAGGAAGGUUAUUCGCUGGAGAUGGUUUUGCGGAGGCGCCGUCGACCCGACCGGCGAGUGGCACCGGCGUCGAAGUUUCUCUCCGCCGCCGCUCUCCUCUUCCUCCUCGUCCUCGCCUUCCGCUGCUUCCUCGCCUUGUCGUGCCUCUUCGACCGCCACCGCCCACCCUGUCGCUCCAACUCCUCCUCCUCCUCCUUCCCGAGUGGGGGAGAGAGCCGAGCGAUCGACCUUUGGGCCUCCGAGACGUCCAAAGAUUUCUACGGGUGCAGCCAUGCCAGCAUUGGUUUCUCACCUGCAGGCGAGAACACACUUCCCAAUAGGUAUUUGGUGAUCGCUACUAGCGGAGGUCUGAAUCAACAAAGAACAGGGAUCAUAGAUGCUGUUGUCGCAGCUAGACUUUUGAGAGCGACCCUUAUCGUUCCUAUCCUGGAUCAGACAUCCUUCUGGGCGGAUUCGAGCAAUUUCAGUGAGAUUUUUGAUGUCGACUGGUUCAUCAACUCUCUGUCCGAUGAUGUCAAGGUUAUCAAACAACUCCCCGAAAAUGACGGCGAGGGCAUUUGGAGUCCUCAUACGAUGCGUGUUCCCAGAAAGUGCUCCGCAAUUUGCUAUCAGACUCGAGUUCUGCCCGUGUUCAUGAAGAAGAACGUUGUUAAACUUACAAAAUUUGAUUAUAGGCUCGCGAACCAGUUGGAGACAGAUCUUCAGAAAUUGAGAUGCCGAGUGAACUAUCAUAGCUUGAAAUUCACAGACCAGAUACAAAAUAUGGGCGACAAACUGAUCCAUAGGAUGAAUGCUAAAGGCAAUGACCACUUCAUUGCCCUUCACUUGAGGUUCGAAGCAGAUAUGCUUGCCUUCUCUGGAUGCUAUUACGGAGGAGGAGAGAGAGAAAGAACUGAAUUGGGCGCAGUACGCAAACGAUGGAAAACGUUACGUGCAAGCAAUCCCGAAAAGGAACGCAGGCAUGGUAAAUGCCCGCUCAAGCCUGAAGAAGUCGGGCUGAUGCUCAAGGCACUGGGCUUCGGAAGGGAUGCUCAUCUCUACGUGGCUUCCGGCGAGAUCUAUGGCGGAGAAGAAAGACUAGCACCUCUCAAGGCAUUAUUCCCCAACCUUCACUCCAAAGAGACCUUAGCCACCAAAGAAGAGCUGGCGCCGUUCUCGUCCUACUCGUCCCGAAUGGCCGCACUCGAUUUCAUUGUUUGCGACGGCGGCAGCGUAUUCGUGGCCAACAACAACGGCAACAUGGCCAAGAUACUGGCCGGCCGAAGGAGAUAUUUCGGGCACAAGAGGACGAUAAGGCCGAACGCGAAGAAGCUACACACUCUGUUUCUGAACGUAACUGACAUGCCCUGGGAAACGUUCUCAUCGAGAGUUCGUGCGUUCCAGAAAGGUUUCAUGGGAGAGCCAAACGAGGAGACAAUUGGCAGAGGAGGAGGAGGAGGAGGAGGAUUCCAUGAAAAUCCUUCAGCGUGCAUAUGCGAAAAGCAUUUUGUGCCGUAUUAUCUCCGCGCCGAGUUUGACAAGAGAGCGAAGAGGAAGGGAAACAAGAGCUCUGGGGAGGUGACAGGUUACUUUUCAGGAGGAGACAAGAAUUUGGGGUGGACUGAUUUGGUUUACGAGGAAACUGAGAGUCCCUCCAAUGGCACAGACUUGGAUUAUGAUGAACUAAUCUAGAAGAAAUAGUCCCACAUCCCUCGAAACGAAUAACUAGUAUAAAGUAUAAUGAUAAUUGUUUAAUCUUAAAUGAACAG
Molecule: messenger RNA, 1961 nt
Organism: Zingiber officinale
Lineage: Eukaryota; Viridiplantae; Streptophyta; Magnoliopsida; Zingiberales; Zingiberaceae
Product: O-fucosyltransferase 16-like
Exons: 8
Coding region: 235-1884 (549 amino acids)
Source: RefSeq, a predicted model, not a curated record